Messenger RNA from Perca fluviatilis (European perch), 2331 nucleotides. RefSeq names its product deleted in malignant brain tumors 1 protein-like. Gene Ontology annotation, cellular component: membrane. The transcript has 13 exons. Bases 217 to 2121 code for a protein of 634 amino acids. NCBI's taxonomy places the organism in Eukaryota, Metazoa, Chordata, Actinopteri, Perciformes, Percidae. The record is from RefSeq and is a predicted model, not a curated record.
UGCAGCAAGUCAGAGUGUGUCCAUCCGCUGUGCACUCUCAAUGCUCCGCGGGCUUAUAAUUGAUGCUGGAAACUUGAUGUAAUAAAUCUUAUAUACAAUCAGGACAGCGUCAGCAAAUCUCUCUUCAGACACAUCAUCACAUCAUCGCUACACAAAGAUACAACACUGUAAACCUGAAGAAGAAAACUCCACGAGAAAGUUUUUUGGUGAUUAAAAAUGUUCCAAAGGAUCAUCAGUCUGCUGGUGCUUCUCAUGGCUGCUUGUUCAGCUCAGAGCACAGCUCCAAAACCUCAGCUGAGGUUGGUAAAUGGUAACACACCAUGCUCUGGUAGAGUGGAGAUCCUCCAUAACAACCAGUGGGGAACAGUGUGUGAUGAUGGUUGGGACAUAAACGACGCCGAGGUGGUCUGCCGACAACUGAGAUGUGGCCCCGUCCAGUCGGCAACUAGUUCUGCCUCCUUUGGAAAAAGCACCGGACCGAUCUGGAUGGAUGAUGUUGCCUGUACAGGCAGCGAGUCUUUGCUAUCAGAAUGUGGACAUCGAGGGUUUGGCACUCAUAACUGCCGCCAUCAUGGAGUCAUCUGUUCUGGUGUAGCUCCGAAACCUCAGCUGAGGUUGGUAAAUGGUAGCACACCAUGCUCUGGUAGAGUGGAGAUCCUCCAUAACAACCAGUGGGGAACAGUGUGUGAUGAUGGUUGGGAUAUAAACAACGCCGAGGUGGUCUGCCGACAGAUGAGAUGUGGCCCCGUCCAGUCUGCAACUAGUUCUGCCUCCUUUGGACAAGGCACCGGACCGAUCUGGAUGGAUGAUGUUGCCUGUACAGGCAGCGAGUCUUUGUUAUCAGAAUGUCGACAUCCAGGGUUUGGCACUCAUAACUGCAACCAUGGUGAAGAUGCUGGAGUCAUCUGUUCUGGUGUAGCUCCAAAACCUCAGCUGAGGUUGGUAAAUGGUAACACACCAUGCUCUGGUAGAGUGGAGAUCCUCCAUAGAAACCAGUGGGGAACAGUGUGUGAUGAUAGUUGGGAUGUAAACGACGCAGAGGUGGUCUGCCGACAGCUGAGAUGUGGCUCCGUCCAGUCAGCAACUAGUUCUGCCUCCUUUGGACAAGGCACCGGACCGAUCUGGAUGGAUGAUGUUGCCUGUACAGGCAGCGAGUCUUUGCUAUCAGAAUGUCGACAUCCAGGGUUUGGCACUCAUAACUGCAACCAUGGUGAAGAUGCUGGAGUCAUCUGUUCUGAGCCGGAGUUGGUGUGUGGACAGGAUUACCUGCGUCUGACAGUCCAGAAGAGGCAGUUGGAGGAACGAGGGCUGAACGCAUCCUCCGCUCACCUGAUCGACCCGCGCUGCCAGCAGCAGGUCGACCAGCAGGAGGCGAUGUGGUACCUGGUGCAGCGAAGGCAGGGUAUCUGUGGAAAUGUGGUAGAGACAAAUGGCUCCCACAUUACGUACUCCAACAUUUUGUUUGUGUACCCGUCUGAUUGGUCCAACGACUCGCUCUCCAUCCCGAUGAGCUUCCCGUUCUCCUGCGUCUUCCCGCUCAAUGACAUCACCAGCCUCGGAGCCGCCAUUCGAUACCAGCUGCCAGAUCGACUCUUUUUGACUGGCAAGAUGGACCGCAAGCCUAAACAACAACUGCUACAAGUCGGCUUGGUGGGUUCAGGUGACCCCACCAGGGCGCAGAUGACUCUGUACAAGAGACCGGACUACAGCGAGCCGUUCCCCGCUGGCCCGGUCAGCCUGCCACUGGGCGCCGCCCUGCACGUCGGCGUCUCCGUGGAAAACUACGACAACAACCACUACGUGCUCCUUCUGGAGCACUGCUACGUCACAAACUCGUCCAGCGCCGAUGAUCCUGCCAUAUACGACCUGAUCCAGAACAGGUGUCCAGUUGACCGUCGCCAGGUGAAGGUGGCGGAAAGCGGUGUGUCGCAGCGAGCUCGCUUCUCGGCGCUGCUCUUCCUCUACCACGAGACGUAUAAGGACGUUUAUCUGCACUGCCGGAUCAGCCUGUGUGACCGGGACAGCGCCCCCUGCAGCCCUAACUGUUCCAGGCGACGCGCUCGGUCCGCCACAGCAGCCAAUCAGCUUCCAGUCACUGUUGGACCAAUCAGAUGGUCAUAACAAGAGUGCUGAGGCUGCAGAGGAAUCAACUUCCUGUUGCUGAGGCAGAGAAUCUUUAUUACUUCACUUUAUUACACAACAGUUUGGGUAUUUUCUAAAACAGCUUUUUUAAUUGUCACAUUGUCAGAAUGACAAAUUAACAAGAAAAUUAAACUGAACAUCUGACUUUGUUUUUGUGAUGAAAAUAAAAAUAAAAGAUGAUGAACCUUU